AUGCCCCGCAGACCCCCUCACAUGCUCGUCAUCCCGACGCCCGGAGCUUCGCCCCGCGCACCACUCGCGCUCACCUGCCGCGACCCGCGCUGGCUACGCGCGCGCGUCGCCAUGGCCACUGCCGCCUAUGCGCGCCCUUGGCCCCGCCCGCUCGCGGACGCCUUAGUCAUCGCCCGCGCGUGGCCGUCCCUGUCGACGGAGCUCCAAGCCACAGCCACAUCGCCGCUCGCCUCGCACCCGCGCAGCCCUCCUGCUCCUCCUCUCCUCCCACGCGCGGCCUGCUGCUUCUACAUCAGCUGCUGUCGCCGUUCGUCCAGCCCCGCCCCGGCCACUGCCUUCCAGCGCCGCGCCGCCCGCCCUGCUCGCGCCGCUCGUCGCUCCGCGCUCACGCUCCCCUGCCGCCCCCGCGGCGCCUCUGCGCCGGUCGCCAUCGCCGGUCGCGGCUCCUGCCCAACGGCGCCCGCGGCCCGCUCCCCGGCGCUCGCCUGCGCCGCGCCCCGGCGCCGCCCCGCCGUGGCUUCGCCGCCGCCGGGAACAGCCCCGACCGGCCGGCCUCGCCUCCCUCCCCCCCGCGUGAUGGGCACCUGGGUGCGCCCCUCACCCACACGCCCGUAG
This is a messenger RNA of Aegilops tauschii subsp. strangulata, 615 nucleotides long. NCBI's taxonomy places the organism in Eukaryota, Viridiplantae, Streptophyta, Magnoliopsida, Poales, Poaceae. The record is from RefSeq and is a predicted model, not a curated record.